This is a messenger RNA of Henningerozyma blattae CBS 6284, 351 nucleotides long. It is a transcript of the gene PFD1, whose product is annotated as prefolding complex chaperone subunit. The transcript has a single exon. Lineage: Eukaryota; Fungi; Ascomycota; Saccharomycetes; Saccharomycetales; Saccharomycetaceae. Bases 1 to 351 code for a protein of 116 amino acids. Gene Ontology annotation, cellular component: cytoplasm; prefoldin complex. Gene Ontology annotation, biological process: protein folding. Gene Ontology annotation, molecular function: protein folding chaperone. The record is from RefSeq and is a predicted model, not a curated record.
AUGUCCCAACCAUCUAAGCAACAACAAUUAUCUAACGAAAUAGUUAAUACCCUACGUACUUCCCAACAACAAUUAGUUACGGUAAAAGCUCAAAUUCAACAAUUAGAAAGACAAGAUAGAAUUGCCCAAUUAACUAAACAAGAAUUAAAUUCAUAUGAUAAUAAAAACGUAUGGAGAUCAUGCGGUAGAGCAUUUGUAUUACAAAAGAAAGAAUCAUAUAUUGAAGAUUUAAGUAAAGAUGAGAGUACAGUUAAAGAGCAAAUCAAAGCCUUGAAUAUUAAGAAAGAUUAUUUAGAAACUACAAUCGAAAAAUCUGUAGAUGGGUUAAAAAAGCUAACUGCUGCAUCAUAA